Cercospora beticola is the source of this 854-nucleotide messenger RNA. The record is from RefSeq and is a predicted model, not a curated record. NCBI's taxonomy places the organism in Eukaryota, Fungi, Ascomycota, Dothideomycetes, Mycosphaerellales, Mycosphaerellaceae.
CAUCGGAGCUGGACCCGCUCUUCUCGGCGCGCUAUGUCGUCACAAUGACAACUGAGCGUAUCCGCGGUAAUGUGCUUUUCGAGGAAGCUGGUGCUACGCGGGAGCUCUUCAUAUGCAAACGGUUGCGAAAGCUAUCUCUGCAAGCUCCAAACAUUCGCGCAACACACACAUCGCAGUUCAACUGUAAAUUAUUACUUCCUUCAGCUCCCAACCUCGCCUUCAUACGAAUUCGCACGAGCAGUCAUGCGCGCAUUCACUCGUCUCCAACCAGCACGCAAUGCUGUGCAAAGAUCUAUUGUAUUCCAGCGACCUUUGAGCUCUAGCCCGCAGCUGCGACUGAAAGAGGACAAGCCUCAAUCACCGCAAGAGAUUGAGAAAGCGAAGCAACAGCAACAGGACCCAAAGCAGCGCGAGGAACUUGAAUCAUCGUCGGAGACCGUUGUGAAGGCUGAGCAGAAUAGCAAAGGCCCGGAGGAACUGCAGAAAGAGACAGCACAGCAAGCUCAGAAGGAGCACCCUAAGGCAAAGUAGUGAUUCAGUGCUGGCCAGUCUGGAACUUUGGCCGAUAUACACAUUGAAUCUCAAUAUCUGUACAGUGGAAGGAAUGGCUGUCAUUUGUUCCUAUGAGGACUCUUGCGACAAGUCGUUUCGUGCUCAGUAUCUGGUGUCAAGGUUUCUACUUCAUUGAUGCCAAGAAUGUAGGGCGUCCAUUCUCCAAAACAUGUUUCCGAGCAAGAAGAUAAGAACAAAGCACGCUUCAAUGCAUAUGAAAUGCUUCGUUCUCACCCGAACCGCAACAAAUGCCAUCUUCCAUGAUUACCCAAUCUUUGAUCUGCCAUUCGUCAGUCUUCAUC